AUGGAAUGUGGAGAUGUUCAAGCUUUAGUAAUCGAUAAUGGUUCUAGUAUAAGUAAAGCCGGUUUUGCGGGUGAUGAUGCUCCACGUGCUGUUUUCCCAUCAAUUGUUGGUCGUCAAAGAUAUAGGGAUGUUAUGGUUGGUAUGGGUCAAAAGGAUUCAUAUGUAGGUGAUGAGGCUCAAUCAAAAAGAGGUAUCUUAAAUCUCAAAUAUCCAAUUGAACGUGGUAUCAUAACCAAUUGGGAUGAUAUGGAAAAGAUCUGGCAUCAUACUUUCUACAAUGAACUACGUGUUGCACCAGAGGAGCAUCCAAUACAUUUAACCCUAUCUCCAUCAAGUUCAAAAGCAAACAGAGAAAAGAUGACUCAAAUCAUGUUUGAAACUUUCAGUAAUCCAGCAAUGUACAUAUCAAUUCAAUCAGCUUUAUCAUUAUAUGCAUCUGGUCUUACCACUGGUAUUGUCAUUGAUUCAGGUGAUGGUGUUUCCCACACUGUACCAAUCCUUGAAGGUCAUUCAAUAAACCAUGCUAUCUCACGUUUGGAUUUGGCUGGUAAUGAUCUCACUGAUUAUUUGGGUAAAUUAUUAUCUGGACGUGGCUAUCCAUUCAUAUCAAUUGACGAAACAGAAAUAGUCAGAGAUAUCAAAGAAAAACUAUCAUAUAUCACAUUAGAUUUCCAAAAUGAAAUUAAAAUUGUUUCAUCAGCAUUAGAGAAAUCAUAUGAAUUACCAGAUGGUAAAGUGAUUUCAAUUGGUAAUGAACUUUUUCGUUGUCCAGAAGCUCUCUUCCAACCAUCAUUCUUAGGUAUGGAAUCAGCUGGUAUUCACGAAACCACAUACAAUUCAAUUAUGAAAUGUGAUGUCGAUAUUCGUAAAGACCUAUAUGAUAAUGUUGUAUUAUCAGGUGGUACAACUAUGUUCCCAGGUAUUGCUGAUCGUAUGAACAAAGAAUUAACUGCAUUAGCACCAUCAACAAUGAAAAUCAAAAUCAUUGCACCACCAGAACGUAAAUACUCAGUUUGGAUUGGUGGAUCAAUGUUAUCAUCGCUCUCAACUUUCCAACAAAUGUGGAUUUCCAAAGAAGAAUAUGACGAAUCUGGUCCAUCAAUUGUUCACAGAAAAUGUUUCUAA
This is a messenger RNA of Dictyostelium discoideum AX4, 1125 nucleotides long. RefSeq lists its product as hypothetical. Gene Ontology annotation, biological process: phagocytosis; plasma membrane organization; cell morphogenesis. NCBI's taxonomy places the organism in Eukaryota, Evosea, Eumycetozoa, Dictyosteliales, Dictyosteliaceae. The record is from RefSeq and is a predicted model, not a curated record. Gene Ontology annotation, cellular component: phagocytic cup; cell pole; intranuclear rod. The transcript has a single exon. Bases 1 to 1125 code for a protein of 374 amino acids.